AAAUUUUAUUUCAGUAAUAAUGUAAGUGAUGGUUUCUUCUUCAGUUGUGUUGAUGGGAAAGAACACCAUGAUGAGGAAGGCCAUCAGAGGACACAUUGAGAAGAAUCCACUUCUGGAAAAGCUCCUGCCCCACAUUAGGAACAAUGUAGGGUUUGUGUUUCUGAAGGGUGACUUGGUUGAGACCAGAGAUGUCCUGUUAUCGAACAAGGUGAAAGCCCCGGCUAAGGCAGGUGCUCUGGCCCCCCUGGACGUCAAGGUGCCGGCUCAGGCCACCACCCUGGGACCUGAGAAGACCUCCUUCUUCCAGGCUCUGCAGAUCCCCACCAAGAUUACCAGAGGAUGCAUUGAAAUCUUGAAUGAAGUGCAUCUGAUCAAGGCUGGUGACAGGGUAGGGUCAUCAGAGUCCACACUCCUGAACAUGUUGAACAUCUCUCCAUUUUCUUACGGACUUGUCCUUGAGAAAGUGUACGACUCUGGUACUAUCUUUGAGCCUGAGAUUCUGGACAUCACUGAUGAGGAUCUGAAAGACAAGUUCAUGAUCGGAGUGAGAAAUAUUGCUGCCAUCUCCCUUGUCAUUGGGUACCCCACAGCUGCCUCUGCCCCACACUCUAUUGCCAAUGGAUUCAAGAGGCUCCUGGCUAUUGCUGUGGAAACCGACUACACUUUCCCCGAGGCUGAAAAGACUAAGGAGUACCUGAAGGAUCCCAGUAAGUUCGCGGCGGCCGCCCCUGUAGCUGCCGCGGCUGCUGCUCCUGCUGCCGCCAAGGAGGAGAAGAAACCUGAGCCAGAGUCGGAGUCCGACGAUGACAUGGGAUUUGGGCUGUUUGACUAAUGGCUUGAUAACAAAAACUGUCACUCAGAAUUUAUUCCUUGCCGGUUGUUUAAACCAAAUGGCAUUGGGAUACUUAAUAAAUUAAGACAGAAGGAAAA
Messenger RNA from Saccostrea cuccullata (small rock oyster), 930 nucleotides. Its product is annotated as large ribosomal subunit protein uL10-like. NCBI's taxonomy places the organism in Eukaryota, Metazoa, Mollusca, Bivalvia, Ostreida, Ostreidae. Bases 29 to 832 code for a protein of 267 amino acids. The transcript has 7 exons. The record is from RefSeq and is a predicted model, not a curated record. Gene Ontology annotation, molecular function: large ribosomal subunit rRNA binding; structural constituent of ribosome. Gene Ontology annotation, biological process: ribosomal large subunit assembly; ribosome biogenesis; cytoplasmic translation. Gene Ontology annotation, cellular component: cytosolic large ribosomal subunit.